Aureobasidium subglaciale EXF-2481 is the source of this 1359-nucleotide messenger RNA. RefSeq lists its product as uncharacterized. The record is from RefSeq and is a predicted model, not a curated record. The transcript has 2 exons. Bases 1 to 1359 code for a protein of 452 amino acids. NCBI's taxonomy places the organism in Eukaryota, Fungi, Ascomycota, Dothideomycetes, Dothideales, Saccotheciaceae. Gene Ontology annotation, molecular function: heme binding; monooxygenase activity; iron ion binding.
AUGCUUAUUACCACUGAUCCGGAGCUAUAUAAACGCAUGCACGCUGUGCGAAGUCCUUUUGUUCGGAGCGAAUGGUACACAGCUUUACGACUGCAUCCCACGAGGGACAACAUCACAUCUGUGAUUGAUGAGGGAGUCCACGCGGAUCUUCGCAACCGCAUGUCAACGGGAUACUCGGGGAAAGAAAACUUGCACAUGGAAGAUGAUGUCGAUCACCGCCUGUUACAGCUGUUCGACCUCAUUGACUCGAAAUAUGUCUCGUCGGAGAAGGAUUAUCGCCCAGUCGACAUCUCUCGCCUCUAUUCCUACUUUACUCUGGACGUGAUCUCUAGCAUCGCUUUCGGUCAGGAGUUUGGCUUCCUCAAGAACGAUGACGACCCAUUCGGCUACAUUGACAAUCUUCAAGAGUUCCUCCCCGCCAUCAUUGUCUUCGGCGCAUAUCCAGAACUGCAAAAGAUCCUUCGUCUACCUCUACUCAAACACGUCAUGCCAAAAUCGACGGAUAAACGUGGUCUCGGUCGCGUAAUGGGCUUCGCCAAAGAACGAGUCGACGAACGAUUUGGCGAAAAGCCAGUAGUACGCCACGACAUGCUAGGCUCCUUUAUCAAACGCGGACUUACACAAGAACAAUUGGAAUCGGAGACUCUCACGCAAAUCACAGCUGGAAGCGACAGUACAGCAUCAGCCAUUAGGAUGACAUUACACUUCAUCUCCACCACACCACAUGUACAUUCUCGUCUUGUGGAGGAAUUCAAGACUGCUUUGGCUGCAGGCAAGGUUACCAGACCGGUUAUCCGUGAUGCUGAAGCUCGUGCUUUACCUUACUUGCAAGCUUGUAUCAAGGAAGGUCUGCGGAUGUAUCCUCCGGUCACUGGUUUACUUGCCAAAGCUGUGCCGCCAGAGGGUGCAACUAUCGACGGCAAAUUCGUCAAGGGUGGCACACAGAUUGCCUGGAACUCGUGGGGCAUGCAGCGUGAUAAGGAGAUCUACGGUGUUGAUCCCGAGAUCUUCAGACCUGAACGCUGGCUCCUACGCGACGCUUCAGAAGCCGAGCAAAAGCGCGUGGAGAGAAUGACCGAGACUGUAACUCUGGUGUUUGGUUAUGGCCGCUUUGGGUGUCUUGGAAGAGGUGUUGCGACCAUGGAGUUGAACAAGGGUAUCAUCGAGUCGCUUGUUCGAUACGAGCUCCAACCCGCUAGUCUUUCGAAGCCCUUUGUCGAAAGAUGCGUAGGCUUCUUCCUGCACACUGAAAUGAUGUUCCGCAUAACUCGUCGUCCAGAUGCCGAGUCCGCGGAAGCGAAUGGGGUGCAUACUACUUACGGUGACGUAGCUGCGCUGCCUGGUGCCUAUGACUCCUGA